Messenger RNA from Fusarium odoratissimum NRRL 54006, 222 nucleotides. RefSeq lists its product as uncharacterized. Lineage: Eukaryota; Fungi; Ascomycota; Sordariomycetes; Hypocreales; Nectriaceae. The transcript has a single exon. Bases 1 to 222 code for a protein of 73 amino acids. The record is from RefSeq and is a predicted model, not a curated record.
AUGGCUGUUCUUAGGGAUGAUGCAGACCGCUGGAUAGAUAUUGACGAUAGCGCAGGAGACGGCAUUUCCCGUGAGGAUAUCGGUAGGUAUCUUCGGUACCUUGUUGAGAUCAAGUUCAUGGCCGCACCCACGGGUAGAGGACGUAAGCUGCCCGAGAUUGACACCUCGAUCGCCGAGGCGCAAGCACAGUGGGGAGUUGGUGGUCGCGGAGGUGCCUCAUAA